UCAGAUCCUUCGACGAAUGAAAAAGAAUUGAUUCUAUCAGGAUUAAAGGAAGGUAUCCGUCUUGAUGGACGUGGCAUGAACGAUUUUAGACCAUUAAAGAUUAAUCUUGGACCAGAAUAUGGACGUUCAGAAGUUAAACUUGUCACUCGUCCAUAUCCUGACCGUCCAACAGAAGGAAUUCUGACUUUGAAUACAGAAUUGUCACCAAUGGCAUUCGCAGGUCUUGAAUCAGGAAGUGACUUGUGGGUGGUUGAUCCCUCUUUGAAAGAAGAGCAAAUUCGUAGAGGCGACAUGACAAUAGCAAUAAACAAUCAUAAAGAAAUUUGUGUUUUAUCAAAGGCUGGAGGAAUACCCUUAGAAAUGGGCACUAUCAUACAAUGUUCUAAGCUCGCGGCUA
Racocetra fulgida is the source of this 397-nucleotide messenger RNA. NCBI's taxonomy places the organism in Eukaryota, Fungi, Glomeromycota, Glomeromycetes, Diversisporales, Gigasporaceae. The record is from the annotation of a GenBank genome assembly.